Messenger RNA from Cetraspora pellucida, 519 nucleotides. Lineage: Eukaryota; Fungi; Glomeromycota; Glomeromycetes; Diversisporales; Gigasporaceae. The record is from the annotation of a GenBank genome assembly.
AUGGCUACUCGAGUUGAUACCAGAGGACAUACCCAUUUAGCUACUGAUAAAACCUUUCAUAAUCUCACCAGGGUGGCUUCAAAAAAAAUUUCUACUCUUCGUCAUCGUAUUUCCUCUCGCAAACCCACUGUUAAUUCGUUAACUACCGAUUUUGAAUUUAUAACUCCUUCUAAUGAUAAACUACAAAAUACAAACUCCAAUCUAGUUCAACAUGAUGAUUUGUACUUUGCUGAGCAGAGGACUUAUGAUGACCUAGAAUCGACAAGAAUAAGUAAAGAAAUCUUAUCAAGAGAAAAUGAUGAAAUUGAUGCUUUUACUCAAGAAUUGCAUCCUCAAUUGACUAUUUUAUCAACCAACGAAUUUGAACAAAACUCAACCAAUGAACAACCUCUCAAACGAAAUACUUCUUUAGGAAAAGUCAAGAAUGCCGUAAAACGAUUUGCUUCUAUUAAUAAACAUGAAAGAAAGAGGGAUUCCGAAGCAUACCAUCAGGAUGGUAAAACAAAUCCUUUCGAAUAA